Messenger RNA from Pleuronectes platessa (European plaice), 3770 nucleotides. RefSeq names its product WD repeat domain 33 (gene wdr33). Bases 188 to 3436 code for a protein of 1082 amino acids. Lineage: Eukaryota; Metazoa; Chordata; Actinopteri; Pleuronectiformes; Pleuronectidae. Gene Ontology annotation, cellular component: mRNA cleavage and polyadenylation specificity factor complex. The transcript has 21 exons. The record is from RefSeq and is a predicted model, not a curated record. Gene Ontology annotation, molecular function: protein binding.
GUAGAAGAAGCGUCAAGAUGGAGUCUGCUGGAGGCUGAAGGGACCAAAGCACCUCGUUCACAGCCCAACGUCGACUGAGAGCUCCAUGUUCCCGCAGAGAGCAGCGGCACGAACCGAAGAGGCUGGCGGCUUCAUGACCCACAGAUAGCGGACUCUGCAGCGGACACUGCUGGUUUAGCCCGUCAUCAUGGCCACAGACAUCGGCUCGCCGCAGCGGUUCUUCCACAUGCCGCGCUUCCAGCACCAGGCGCCGCGGCAGGUGUUCUACAAGAGGCCGGACUUCGCCCAGCAGCAGGCGAUGCAGCAGCUCACCUUCGAUGGGAAACGCAUGAGGAAGGCGGUGAACCGCAAAACCAUCGACUACAACCCGUCUGUCAUCAGAUACCUGGAGAACCGUCUGUGGCAGCGAGACUAUCGAGACUUCCGAGCCAUCCAGCCCGACGCAGGAUGUUACAACGACCUGGUUCCUCCUAUCGGGAUGUUGAACAAUCCAAUGAACGCUGUCACCACCAAGUUUGUCCGAACCUCCACCAACAAAGUCAAGUGUCCUGUGUUUGUGAUCAGGUGGACUCCUGAGGGUCGACGUCUGGUCACUGGAGCGUCCAGCGGAGAGUUCACUCUGUGGAACGGACUCACCUUCAACUUUGAGACCAUUCUACAGGCCCACGACAGUCCGGUGCGUGCCAUGACCUGGUCUCACAACGACAUGUGGAUGCUGACUGCGGACCACGGCGGCUACGUGAAGUACUGGCAGUCCAACAUGAACAACGUCAAGAUGUUCCAGGCUCACAAGGAGGCCAUUAGAGAAGCCAGUUUCUCCCCCACAGAUAAUAAAUUCGCCACCUGCUCAGACGACGGAACCGUUCGGAUCUGGGACUUCCUGCGAUGCCAUGAGGAACGGAUCCUCCGAGGUCAUGGCGCUGAUGUGAAGUGUGUUGACUGGCAUCCCACUAAGGGCCUUGUGGUCUCUGGCAGUAAAGACAGUCAACAGCCAAUCAAAUUCUGGGACCCCAAGACUGGACAGAGUUUGGCUACACUUCACGCCCAUAAGAACACGGUGAUGGAGGUGAAGUGGAACCUGAAUGGUAAUUGGCUGCUGACGGCGUCACGUGACCACCUGUGCAAACUGUUUGACAUCAGAAACCUGAAGGAGGAGCUGCAGGUGUUCCGAGGACACAAGAAGGAGGCGACGGCUGUUGCCUGGCAUCCCGUCCACGAAGGUCUGUUUGCCAGCGGAGGUUCUGAUGGUUCUCUGCUCUUCUGGCACACCGGGGUGGAGAAGGAGGUGGGAGGGAUGGAGAUGGCUCAUGAGGGAAUGAUCUGGAGCCUGGCGUGGCACCCGCUGGGUCACAUCCUGUGCUCCGGCUCCAACGACCACACCAGUAAAUUCUGGACGAGGAAUCGACCAGGCGAUAAGAUGAGAGACCGUUACAACUUGAACCUGCUGCCGGGGAUGUCGGAGGACGGCAUGGAGUAUGACGACAUGGAUCUGAACAGCAUGGCCUGCAUCCCCGGUAUGGGGAUCCCCGAGCAGCUGAAGGCCGCCAUGGAGCAGGAGCAGAGCAGUAAAGAGGCAGCCCCGGAGGUCGAGAUGUCUAUCCCUGGUCUGGACUGGGGCAUGGACGAAGUUAUGGGUAAAGACGCCAAGAAGGUCCCUCAGAAGAAAGUGCCCUACGCCAAACCAAUCCCGGCCCAGUUCCAACAGGCCUGGGCGGACAAUAAAGUUCCCAUGAUGCCGCCCUCUGGAGAUCAGUCCAAAGAGCGAAAGGUGGAGCAGAAGGUGGAGGGGAAGAAGAAAACUCAGGCAGAGAUGGAGCAGGAGAUGGCAGCUCUACAGUACACCAACCCUCUGCUGCUGGAGCAGAUGAAGAUGGACCGGAUGAGCACAGACGGGAACAUGGGCCCCCCACAGGGACAGGGCCCCAUGCCCCCCUUCCCUGGCCCCGGAGGCCCUGCAGGUCCUGGGGCCCCUAUGCCUCCAGGCCAGCAGGGAUUUCACCCAAACAUGCCUCCUCAGCAAAUGCCCCCCCCAAUGGGCCCUGGAGGUAUGCAGCCCCCUUUCAUUCCCUCUGGACAAAUGGGGCCCCCUUCAGGACCUCAGCCUCACCAGGGGCCGCCUCAGGGCAUGAUGGGACCGCCAGACAUGCAAGGACCUCAAGGAUUGCAGAGACAUUCUGGCCCUCAUAGAAACAUGGGUGCUCAAGGGCCUCACAGUAUGGGGUCUGGACCCAGAGGGAUGCAGGGCCCUCCUGGUGGGAUGAUGGGCCCUCCUCCUCGAGGAAUGGGUCCAAGGGAUCCUCAAGGGCCUCCAUCUCAGGGGGGCAUGAUGCCACCUCAAGGAAACAUGAUGGGCCCCCAGGUUCCUAUGCAGGGUGGAAUGAUGGGCCCCCCACCAAGGACACACAACAACAUGCCAAACAAUUAUGGGAUGGGCAACCUGCAGGGGCCCCCAGGAGGAAUGCAUGGACCUCCAGGAAAAAUGCAGGGGCCCCCUGGUAACAUGCAAGGACCCCAUGGUAACAUGCAGGGCCCCCCUGGCAACAUGCAAGGACCCCAUGGUAACAUGCAAGGGCCCCCAUACAUGCACCAGGGUCAAAACUCGGGACCCAUAAUGCACGGCAUGGGGCCGCAGGGGCCCAACAACAAAGGAGAUCCCCGGGGGCCCCCUCCUAACCACCACAUGGGCCCUUCUGACCGACAGGGUCCUGGAGGACCAGACCAGGGAUCUGGGCCGUACUGGGCGGACAACCAGCAGGGUCGGCGUGGACCACAGGAAUUUGAGGGAGGCCAGGACUUUCACGGCAGAGGAGAGGAGGGCUGGAGAACAGGACCUGGACCAGGAUACCAGGGAGGGGGGGGACACAGGGGGGGAGGACACAGAGGAGGGAAUGGAGGGAACUGGGGUCCUGACGAAAGGUUCAGUGGAGGAGAAUUUAGAGGACGGAGAGACGACAGGUACAGAGGAGGCGGCCCUGGCCGGCCUGGAGGGCGUGGUUACCCUGAUGCGUACGGCGGCCAGGAGGAGGGCUUCGACAGCCCGGAGGAGAUUGGCCGAGGCUGGGACACCGGAGGCAGAGGGAGACCGCCUCGAGGAGGAGGUGCCCCCAGAGGAGGAGGUCAGGAUGGUUAUCGGGACGGUCAGCAGAUGCAUGAUGGGUCUUCACCAGCUGGUCGUGAGCGCCCGUCUUCCCUUCAGGGGAUGGACAUGGCGUCUUUGCCCCCCCGAAAGCGUCCAUGGCAGGAUGGACCAGGAACUGGAGAGCGAGAGUCCCCCGGAGCUGACGGAGGUCGACCCCCCCAGAGGGAAGAAGGCAGCUACGGCCCGUCUGGUCGAGGUGGACGAGGAGCCUGGGGGCCCGGAGGCCCGGGACCGGGCCCCAGGAGGGGGGGACCACCACCCAGAGGAGCACUGAGGGGAGGCGUUCGUGGCCGGUAGUCCUGAUGGAAAAACUCCCAUGAUCCUCCUGUCCUUUGGUUGUCGCCGCCGGUCCCUCCAGACCUGAGACCACACCCUGAUCCUGACCCCCCUCGGACUGAUGUUUGGUCAUGUGACACACAGGUGUGUGCUGCUGCUGUAGAGAAUGGUGGCUUGUGAUUGGAGGGACUGAGCAGGUGACAUUUUAAUGUAAUAUACUGUAGAGAAGCUCCGCCUCUUUUAUUUCACCCAAUCUUUUGUCUUCAGCUUGUUUGUCGUUUUUUGUAAAAGAUUUCUAUGUUUUUAUGUCUUCACCGACUCCACCGAGGUGGACAAUAAAGAUUCACACUUCAAA